CAGUCCAGGGUGGUGAGGGCUGGUGCUCAAGUCUGUCACCUGGCGUUGCUGCCUCAGUAGCUGUGUACACCAGCCAUGUGCUCGCCCCAGUUUGUGGGAGUAUGCCUCAUUCUAGGACAGAGGUCCUGUCCCAAAUGCCUGUGGCCUAUGAAUGCAACCCGUGUAAUCUAUGGAUGCAUUUCCUAUAAGCCGGGUGUCUUGGGCUGUCCUGGUGACCCUGCAUGUUUUGUUUUGCCUGCAUAUGAGAUGUGUUUCAGUCUGUCCAGCUUUGACACAAAUGCUCUGUAAUAUAAUAUACGUCCCCUGCUGUCCCAUGUGUGACACAAACCUUCUGUAUCUGACUGGCUCAUGUGUCAAAAAGACAGUGCCUUAGGGUCCAGGGCUAAGUGUGGUCACAUCCCAGCCAGGUGACCAAGCUUGUCCUUUGGCUGAGACCAUACCUGCGGGGGGCUGUGUGCCCAGCUCCGCCAUCCUGCGUGCCGGCUCUGCGAGGCACUCUUGUGGGAUGUCUGUCCAGCCCAGUCUUGCGGCAGCCUCACGGCCCUUCUUUCCCCAGUCUGGGGCCUGGGCUGGGAGACAGCUGAAGGUGAUUGGGAAAUGCAGCUCUUUGGGGCUGGCAAGCAGGGUUUCUGCUGCUUAGACCUUGGAGAGCCUAGCUGGUGGAGGCUGUAGGAGGCCUGGUCUCCCUGAGUGCCUGCCUCUGCUGGGCUCCUGAGGCCAGUGGGAUUGUGCUUUGUGCUUUGAGCUUCCUCUGGAGAGUGUGGUUCACAUGUGUGUCCCCUGGGUGUCUGAGGGCUUGAUCUGGGUCUGUUGUCUCCCGCUUGCCCACGUGCCUGGAGAGCAGCUUGGUGUGGGUGUGCAUGUGUACAGCCCACGUGUUUGUGCCUGUGUGUCUACGCAUUUCUGAGCACGUACCUGUGUCUGUGUGUUCACCCAUGUGCCUGUUUGGGCAUCCAUGUGUGUUUGUAGACAUCUGAGUCUGUGAAUCCCUGAGUGUCCUGAGUGGAUUCUGGUCAUGCUCCGUGUCCCCACACAUGUCCCUGAGGUGGCUGCAGUGAAGAUGCAGAGAUAAGCUCUGGGGUAUAUGUUGGGACACUGUGUCCCGGGGCAGCUCCAUAUUCUCCUUAUUUGCCAGGUAUCCUAGCGACACUGCUGCCAGUCGCCUAGCAACCAGGUCCCCGUCCUUGGAGACAGAUGUUCUGAGCAGGGUCUGGGCUGUGUGGGUAGAGCCUGUGUAGAAAGGACGACCCCACGACUGCGUGGGACUGGCGGCUCAGCUCAGGGGUCACCUACACAGCAUGUGGUCCCCGUGCUGGAAGGAGGUACUCCGUGGCAGCUGCUCAGUGGCAUGGGUGUUUGGGGCUCAGGCUGUCAGGCUCAGAUGUUGCUCUGGGAGAGACACCAAAGUGACAGACAGACCUGGGUUUUAACCCUGCCUCUGCCAGUUGGAGAGAUGGCUUCACCCCUCAAGGCUUAGGGCUCUUGUCUGCACCAGAAUGAUGCUGAUUGCAAUGGCCGGGUGCCGUGGGGCUCGGUGAGCUCAUGUUCCUGAGGGCACAGGGGGCACACAGUAGUGUCCAGGCAUCCCGCUUGUUUACCCCAACCUCUGAUCAACUCAGGGCUGGCCAGCAGGGCCCUGUCCCGUGUCCAUCUGCCCACUUGGCUGAGCUCCCGUGGGAGCUGGCUGGAGGGUGCUGUUCUGGGCACAGAAUGCCAACCAGGGCUGGCCUACAUCCAUCCAUGGCGGUGUCUGCUUCCCAGCGUGUCUUGCUUGCCACGUCCCUGAGUCUGUGUCCCGGGUGUCUGCUCUGCCUCUGUGCCAUGUCUUUGAGUCUCUUUUGUCCUGUGUGUGUCUGUCUCAGGUGCCCGUCCCUGAGUCUCCAUGUAUCCUUAUGUGUGUCUGUCCCGUAUGUCUGUCCCUGAGUGUCCGUGCAUCCUUGUGUCUCUCUGUCCUUAUGGGCCUGUCCCUGAGUCCCUGUGUGUCCAUGUGUGUGAGUCUGUCCCUGUGUCCCUGCAUCCUGUGUCACAGCCUGUCUCUGUCAUUCAUCUCUAGGUGUGUGCCCUGGUCCUUGCCUCUGUCCCCUUUCAGCGUUGGGCCAGUGACCCCCUUCCCUGCGGCCCCCGCCUCCAGCCUGCUUGGCCCCUCCCCCUCUGGCGCAGCCGCCUCCUCCCCCGCCCCAGAAUCUGCGCUAGGCUGCUGCGUCUGGUCUGGCGUCUGCUGAGAAGGAGCCGCAGCCCCAUCUAGACGCGGUGCCAGGCAGAAGCGGGUGCCUGCUGGGCUCUGUCAGCCACGGAGGGUCAGGGUCUCCAGGGUCCCAGCUCCCACAGAGGCUGCCGAGGUACUGAGUGGCUUCGCACACAGGGCAGUGGCAUGGAGUCUCUCUUUCCUGCUCCAUUCUGGGAGGUCCUCUACGGCAGCCACCUGCAGGGCAAUCUGUCCCUCCUGAGCCCCAACCACAGCCUGCUGCCCCCCCACCUACUGCUCAACGCCAGCCGCAGCGCUUUCCUGCCGCUUGGGCUCAAGAUCACCAUUGUGGGGCUCUACCUGGCCGUGUGUGUCGGGGGGCUGCUGGGGAACUGCCUCGUCAUGUAUGUCAUCCUCAGACACACCAAGAUGAAGACAGCCACCAACAUCUACAUCUUUAACCUGGCCCUGGCAGACACUUUGGUGCUGCUGACCCUGCCCUUCCAGGGCACAGAUGUCCUCCUGGGCUUCUGGCCAUUCGGGAACGCCCUGUGCAAGGCGGUCAUCGCCAUCGACUAUUACAACAUGUUCACCAGCACCUUCACCCUGACUGCCAUGAGCGUGGAUCGCUAUGUGGCCAUCUGCCACCCCAUCCGCGCCCUGGACGUCCGGACAUCCAGCAAGGCCCAGGCUGUCAACGUGGCCAUCUGGGCGCUGGCCUCCCUUGUUGGCGUUCCUGUUGCCGUCAUGGGGUCGGCACAGAUCGAGGAUGAAGAGAUUGAGUGUCUGGUGGAGAUCCCCACCCCACAAGACUACUGGGGUCCUGUUUUUGCUGUCUGCAUCUUCCUCUUCUCCUUCAUCAUCCCCGUGCUGAUCAUCUCUGUCUGCUAUAGCCUCAUGAUCCGGCGGCUGCGUGGCGUUCGCCUGCUCUCCGGCUCCCGCGAGAAGGACCGGAACCUGCGGCGCAUCACACGGCUAGUGCUGGUGGUGGUGGCCGUGUUUGUGGGCUGCUGGGCACCUGUCCAGGUCUUUGUGCUGGUUCAGGGGCUGGGCGUCCAGCCGGGCAGUGAGGCUGCUGUGGCCAUGCUGCGCUUCUGCACAGCCCUUGGUUAUGUAAACAGCUGCCUCAACCCCAUCCUCUAUGCCUUCCUGGAUGAGAACUUCAAGGCCUGCUUCCGGAAGUUCUGUUGCACACCCACCCUGCGCCGGGAGAUGCAGGUGUCUGGCCGUGUGCGCAGCAUUGCCAAGGAUGUGGCUCUUGCCUGCAAGACCUCUGAGACAGUGCCACGGCCUGCAUGACUAGGCGUAGACCUGCCCAUGGUGCCCGUCAGCCCGCAGAGCCCCACACCCAACACGGAGCUCACCCAGGUCACUGCUCUUUAGGCUGACAUGCAACCUGAGCCCCGAGUGUCACCAGCCUCGUUGCCUUCUCUGGGGCCCCACAGGGCUCAGUGACAUCACGGGACAGGUCAGAGCGUCAGGGCUGCUCCCAUGGGGCCGGUCAGAUUAAAGCUGUCUUCCUGAUGCGGGAUGGGGAGGGGCACAAGGACUCACUAGUGAGCAUGCCCGGCCAGAGCCCACCAACAUGCCCCAGCUUCAUGGGACACUUCUGGCCUCUCCCUGCUGCACCUUGCGUGCUCUGGGUGGGCACUUGCCUGGAGGUAUAACAGCAGCAUAUACGCUGUGCUGGGUGCUGUCGGCACAGAGCCCCGAAGCCUCUGCUCUGAGCAGCUGGAAGAGCCUAGUGCUGCCUGGGUGCCAGCAGGCAUCUCUGGGCAGUGGGACUUUUGCCUGUGCCUCAUGCUGCCCCCUAUCCUCGUCCCCCACCCAUGCUUCCCUUCAGAGUCUUCUCAGCAAACCUCUUCCAACAGCCGCAAACGUGGCUGCCCAGGUAUGGGAAGGUGGUUCAUACCUGGGGGGCUCGGGAUGGAGCCUGUGUGACCACUGAGGGCCACUCCAUCAUUCUCCAAGUGGCCCUACGUGCCUAGUCUUGGCCGUUCAGUCCUGGGGGGCUCUGUGCUCUGUCUGGCGGUCCCGUGCCCCCCUCGGGCUCUCCCUCUCACUUUUCCUUUCCUUGAAAUCAGAGGCCAGAAGCUAUGCAGUCGGCAAGACUCUGUGCCCUGUUUGGACCCUGUGGCUUUGGAAGGGUGGCAGUGAGGACAGGUUCUGCCCUGCACCCCUAGUGACUGACACCCAGCUUCAUCACAAGCCUCUCGAUGUCUGCGGGAGGCCUGACCUCCCUGCUGCCUGGACUUGUCUUAAAUGGUGCCAGUCGGGAGAUGGUUUCACGUGGGCACUGGUGUGCGGAGUGAGGUUUGGCAGGGCCUUCUGCGAGGACUGGGCCGCACACACUUCGGGUGCGAGUCCCUGCUGUGGCCGCCAGGGAAGCACCUGCCCUGGCCACAGAUGGAACCUGCAGGCUGCUGAGUUUGCAGAUGGAUGCCUGGGAACCUGCAACACUGAAGAUCGUGGUGCCUCCACCUGUAAGCUCAGGCCGCGGCCAGGCGACCUAAGUCACUGGCAGCAAAUAGGAGGUGCUGACUUGGGCUGGCUUCUCCUGCUUCGGGGAGCCUGGCCCUGUGGGGUUGUUCCUGAGACAGCUGUCUUAUGCUUCCUGCGGUUGGAGGCUUUGCCAGGGCAGCAAGAGCUGCUGUGUUUUCUUGCCAAAACUGAGAGAUUUGUGAAUUUGUGCUGUUACAACACGUAUCUUUAUGUAUUUAUGCAUGUGACAAGUGUGAGAUCCCCUGCACGUGACCAGCCCUGAUCCUGUCUCCAGGGGUCACAACGGAGGGCCAUAAUAAACCCCUGCCUGCUGACCAGGGUGCA
Manis javanica (Malayan pangolin) is the source of this 5011-nucleotide messenger RNA. RefSeq names its product opioid related nociceptin receptor 1 (gene OPRL1). NCBI's taxonomy places the organism in Eukaryota, Metazoa, Chordata, Mammalia, Pholidota, Manidae. Gene Ontology annotation, cellular component: plasma membrane; neuron projection. Gene Ontology annotation, molecular function: nociceptin receptor activity; neuropeptide binding. The record is from RefSeq and is a predicted model, not a curated record. Gene Ontology annotation, biological process: neuropeptide signaling pathway; sensory perception of pain.